This is a messenger RNA of Dunckerocampus dactyliophorus (ringed pipefish), 13347 nucleotides long. RefSeq names its product lysosomal trafficking regulator (gene lyst). NCBI's taxonomy places the organism in Eukaryota, Metazoa, Chordata, Actinopteri, Syngnathiformes, Syngnathidae. The transcript is spliced from 54 exons. The record is from RefSeq and is a predicted model, not a curated record. Gene Ontology annotation, molecular function: protein kinase binding. Bases 537 to 11936 code for a protein of 3799 amino acids. Gene Ontology annotation, biological process: intracellular protein localization. Gene Ontology annotation, cellular component: cytosol; membrane.
GACCCUGUUAACUAUUGUUUCUUCAUCUCCUGUCACUGCUUAGCUAGCUAGCUAUGUAGCUAGUUGAUGCGCUCGGAGCCAAGUUAUUUUGUCCAUGAGGCUGUGCGUCAUAAAUUGCGGGUCCAAAACAGAUGCUGGAUGAAAAAGUGACAAGAGCAGCGAAGUGAAGCAUGCAUCUGCAAUGAACGACGCAGGAAAACAUUUGGGGAUUUGGACGACGCCAGUCGGGGAACUUUGGGGAGAUUUAUUUGAUUUUUCCCGGCUUCCUCAACACCUUUAUUGGCGUUGGCUUGGACGACAUGGCCAGUCCACUGCAGAGCGAUUUGUGCUAUGCGUGGGAAAAGUACAUGGACUGUAGGCUUCAAGGAGCAGAUCUGCAGCCACACACCUCCUCAAGGUUUGGGUGAAGUUGUCCCACCCGCUGCCCCUGCUUCACCCUGGUCACCCUCCAGAGUCUAGAGAGUUUCCUGUGUCUCUUCCACUAUGUGCAGCAUCACCCUCUUCACACUAAAGAUGCACUGAAAUUCUGCUCAGACAUGAGUGGGGCCAGUAACACACUGGCGAGGGAGUUCCUGACUGACGUACACCAGCUAUGCAGCGCGGUGGCUCAGAGAGCGGAGGCACGGGAGGAAGAUGAGGAGGAAAGUCAUAUGGUUGCACUUGGAGAGUACCUGGUCAGAGGAAGGGGAUUUCUGUUGCUUAGCACCCUGGAUUCCAUCAUUGACCAGGAGUUGACUUGCCGAGAGGAGCUGCUCACUUUGCUGCUGUCUCUACUCCCUCUGGUUUGGAAGAUCCCUGUACAGGAAGAAAAAGCUCCAGAUUUCACCCUGCCGUCUCUAUUAGAAGUCUUCCUCAGCCGGGAGGUAAAAGCCGUGCCUCUCAGAGCAGGACAAAAGACUGGGAUAGAUGAACAGGAAUCUGGAAAGAGGCCACGUGUUGGCAGCGGCACCUGGAAAUCAAGGAGGUCACGCAGAACAUCCCAGAAAUACUCUGUCAAGGAUGCCCGGCGGUCCCAGGUUUCUACCUCAGAUUCAGAAGCCAACACUGAAGACAAGGCAGGCCCAGGUGGCUCAAGGAGCAGAAGGUCACAUGGCUCUACCAUCCGAGUAAGCUGUCAACAUCAUCGUUUGGAAGCUACACAGUUAACAGCCACAGCAACCACCAACACAGAAACCAUGAGUGCACCAUACCCUCAUCCCAGGGUCCAUGGAUCACAGACAAUGGACACUGAAACCCUAACAGACCCAGCUGCCAUGUCAAUAUUCAACCGCAUGGAGAACUCACCCUUUGAUCUAUGUUACGUCUUACUUUCGUUAUUGGAAAAAGUGUGUAAGUUUGAUAUGAGCAUCAAUCACAAUCCCGGCCUGGCAGUCAGUGUUGUACCAACUCUCACUGAGAUCCUGACUGAGUUUGGAGAUUGUUGUGGUCCAGGAGGCGGUGGUGGAACAGGGGCAGAGGAGCUUGCUGGGGGCUGGACAGAAGAGCCCAUUGCACUGGUCCAGAGGAUGCUACUACGCACCAUCUUGCACCUGAUGUCAGUUGAUGUCGGUCAAAGUGAAACCCUCCCAGAUAGCCUCAGACGCAGCCUAACUGAUCUGCUACGAGCUACGCUAAAAAUCCGAAGCUGUCUAGACAGGCAGACAAACCCAUUUGCUCCUCGACUGAAGAAAACCCUGCAGGAAGUCCAAGAUGAUUUCUCUUUUUCGCGUUUUCGCCACAGAGCACUACUGUUGCCUGAGCUUCUAGAAGGUGUACUGCAAGUUCUUCUGGGUUGCCUGCAGGCCUCUACACCCAACCCGUUUUUCUUUAGCCAAGCACUAGAUCUCAUCCACGAAUUUGUCCAACACCGUGGUCUGGAGCUGUUUGAAGCUACAGUGCUGCGGUUGGAGGAACUUGGGAGGGCCAGGGAUUCAGAAGUAGGAGGCGAGGCAGCAGAGAGGCUACGAGGUCUAAUUGCAGGGGUCUUCAAGAUCAUCAGUGCUGUCAAGAAAGCAAAGUCGGAGCAGCUGCAUCAGUCUGUGUGUGCUCGACGACGUCACCGUCGCUGUGAAUAUUCCCACUUCCUGCAUCAUCACAGAGAUCUGUCGGGUUUGCCUGUCUCUGCUUUUAAGAAGGCUGCCCGGGGCAACCCUUUUGAGGAGGACGGUGAAGGAAAGGAAGGGAUGGAGGGUGAUGCAGUGCGUUACCCUGAGCGCUGCUGCUGCUUGGCUGCCUGUUCUCACCAAUGUCUGCGCCUCCUGCAGCGCUUGUCCCCUAAUGGACCAGCUGUGUUGCAGGUACUGGCCGGGGUGCAGGCUGUUGGUAUCUGCUGUUGCAUGGACCCUCGUUCCGUAAUAAGACCACUGUUGGAUGCCUUCCAAGCACCAGGUCUGCGAAGUUACCAGUCUCAUGUUCUGAGUGUUCUGGGCAGACUGAUCCUAGAACAGCUUGGUGGGGGACAGCCCUCAGAGAGAGCAAAGCUUGCUUCUUGUAACAUUUGCACUCUGGACCAGAGUCAGUUGCCAGGCCUGGAGGAGACACUGCAACAUGCGGAAACUUCAGCUCUUCCUACUAGCCUGUGCUACCGCUCCCAGGGGAUCCUGCCAAGUGGAGGGGGCGCGGAGGACAUGCUGUGGAAGUGGGAUGCUCUUGAGGCUUACCAAGAACUAGUGUUUGGAGAGGACCGACAGCUGAGCCAGCAGGUAGCUGGUCAUGUGUGCCACCUGACACUGCGCGGCAAUGCUGUUGUGCAGUGGCAGCUCUACACGCACAUCUUCAACCCUGUGCUGCAGCGAGGAGUAGAGCUAGCCCACCAUGCACAACAGCUUGGGGUUUCUACAGUUUGCACCCAAGUCUGCAGCUAUCACACUCAGUGCCUGCCUGUGGAGGUACUGCUCAUAUACCUGCAAGCAUUACCUGCCCUCCUUAAAUCGAGGGUGAUUCGAGAUCUGUUCAUCAGCUGCAAUGGGCUCAACCAGAUGACAGAACUGGUGUACCUUGACCAGACAUGCUCUUUAGCUUUGAAGGUAUUUGAGACCCUAAUAACUACAUUCGGACACCAGCAGGCAGAAAACGUCCUGCAGGAGCUGGAGAUUGCAGUUGCCGAACAGAAGCAGACAGUCUCGAACCUGGCUGAGGAUCUGGGGUCAAGGGGAUCUGGGGAAGGCCCGCAGAGCCUCAGCAAGUUCUAUGAAGGGCUAAAGGAGGCAUAUCCACAUCAUAAGAGUCGUAGUGGGCAGGGGCGAGGAGCAAGACGCAGCCAAGCAGAGACCCACCUUCAUGUUAUUAACCUCUUCCUCUGUGUUGCUUUCCUGUGUGUUAGUAAAGAGGCUGAUUCUGAUCGUGACUCAGCUAAUGACUCUGAGGAUACUUCAGGAUAUGACAGUACAGCCAGUGAGCCCCUGGGUGGGCGCUUGGCUUACCUGUCCCCAGACAGCGUGACUUUGCCAUCCAAAGAGCAAGUAAGACGGGCUGCAGAUGUUUGGUCGGUGUGCCGGUGCGUCUAUCUGGCCAACCCUUUGUUCCAGAGGCAGUUCUUCAGACUAGGGGGGUUGGAUGUCUGUUUGCGCCUUAUGAGCAUGGUUAUUCAGAAGCUUUCCUGCAAAAAUAAGGAUGGCAAAGCAAAGAAGAAGAAGGAAUUCAAGGCCAAAAGUAGCCCAGGGUCCACAGUCCCUUUCAGCCUGCUUGGAGUAGAUGAGCCAAGUCACGAUUCAGUUAACUGCACUGCUCCAGCUGAGGGGAAGACCAGAGAUCCGACAAAAAGACAGGAGGAAGAGUGGCAAUUGCAAAGUAUCCGCCUUCUUGAGGCAUUACUGGCUAUUUGUCUACACAGUGCCAAUUUAGCCCUGCAGAGGACAGACUCAGAGCUUUCUUAUCAGCUCCAGUCAGUGGAAGAUACCCUAUUAGAGGUGAGAGACCAGCUCUCUCGCUCAGGGGUGGUAAGCUCUGACCUCGCUGUGCCGCUGUUUGAUUCUCUUCUGAGAGUGGCCUUGGCCAACAUCUCAUUCUCUCCCGAUCCCCCUGAGGAGAAGCCAGACAGGAAACUCCAAGUGUUGGCAGAGGGGGCGGCCCCAGCAGGCGAUCUAUCAGAGGAGGUGGACGGUGUUCAGAGCUGUGGCAUCAAGCCCCCCGGGGAGGAGGAGGAGGAGGGCUACGACGCUGACAGCGAAAGCAACCCUGAGGACAUGGUCAACCAGGAAGAGGGAUUUAAGGUGGAGUCUGUGCAAGGGGAGUUUGCAACAGUGGCAGACGGGCCUGGGCGUGGCGUGCUGCUUUUCCCAGAGAUCUGUACAGUUGAGCUACAACUUCUGGCCACUGGGUCCCCAGACCUGGAGGUCCUGAGUCAUGUGUUUCACAGCCUUCUCGGUGCUGUCCGCGCCAACCACCGCAAUGCUGCUCUGCUUUAUGACCAGGGAGGGGUCAAAACCAUCCUGUCUGGCUUUCAUAACAUCCUUAGCCAAGCGGACUCUUCCCUUAUAGACUGCCAGACCGUUAUAGUGGAACUGCUGGUUGCCAUGGUGCGCCAGCGAAUCACAGCAGAGGAACUGGCCCUCUUGAUUCGUCUCUUCCUGGAUAAGACUCCACCUACUGAGAUUUUACUGAAGGGUAUCUUACAAAUUGUUGAAGCCAACGUGAACAUAGAACCGCUUUACCAGCUGGACUUUCCAAUAACCCUCGGGGCCUUGACACCGGGAGGAGUGUCCCCUAGCUGUAGGGCAAAUGGUACUGCUGGGGGGAAAAGUGUUGGUCUGCUCUGGAAGGGCAAGCUGUCUCCUGGCCGCAGGGAGGGAGAUAGCGAAUUGAGACCGAGUCACCUGUGUUCCUCUCCCUGGAACACGGCACCUUUACACUUACCCCUGGUAGGGCAGAACUGCUGGCCUCACAUGGCUAGUGGCUUCAGCGCCUCCAUGUGGCUAAGGGUGGUAGAGCAGGAGGAAAAAGAGGGGAACACAGAAAAAGGUGAGAAACUCAUCAUUUACCAAAAUGCAUUGAUGCCCGGUCUGUUAAUUGAAAUGUUUGUUUUUUUUAUUACUCUUUUUCCAGAGAAGAGGAACAUGCCUGCAGUUGAUUCUCACCAUGGCUCGCCUCAGGCUGGGCGAAGAGUAGUGGAGGAAAGCCUCAUUCAUAUUCUAUCCAUGGGCUCUAAAGCACUAAUGCUUCAAGUGUGGGCAGACUUCUCUACUGGAUCACUCACAUUCAGGGUUUGUAUCGACCCAAACGACGAGAUCAAAGCAGGGCUUUUGGCUCAGGCAGAGUCUGGUGAGGGACUUUUCCAGCCCGGCCAAUGGCAGCACCUCGGUCUCACUUAUACCCAGCAGCCUGAGGGUAAAAAGAACAUCCAUGGCCGUGUGGUUGUCUGGGUGUGUGGCAUCAUGAAAUGUGAAGUUUUCUUGGACUACACUUUGCCCCGAAAGUCCAGUUUAUCCUCUGACAGCAACAAGACGUUCUGUAUGCUGGGCCAUUGUAUAGCAUCCUCUGAGGAGGUGUCUAAACAACAGCGUGUACACUGGAGCAUGGGAACAGUGCUCCUCUUCAAUGGUGCCAGAGUAGGUUCUGAUGAGGCCUUCUUCCUGUACACGAGCGGGCCCGACCUCACCUCCAUCAUGCCCUGCAAUUAUGGCAAAGCCACAGAGUCAUUCUCCAAGUUUGUCACUCAGGAAGGGCUCAAGUGUGAGCGUGUGCGGGAGAUUCUGAUGAAGAGCAAGGAUGUGGACACAACAGCUUUGGUUGAGAGCUUGGCAGUUGUGUAUGCCCCCAGCAGUCCCAGGGUCUAUACUAUCUAUGAGCCUGUAAUUAGACUGAAGGGACAAGCCAAGACUGUGGUGACCCAACGACCCUUCAGCUCUAAAGAGGUGCAAAGUGUUUCCUUGGAGCCCAAUGCUCUCAAGGCCCUGCUGCCCACAGAAACCCACGGCCUGCAGAGUGUCCUGCACAAGAUUGGAGGGUCGGGGAAUUUUGUAUUCCUCUUUGCACAGACAGUGGAGCUGAGUGACUGUGAGAUGACGCAGGCUUUGGCCUUGCAUAUACUCUUGUCCCUGUCUAAGUUCAACCAGCAUCGCAUCCAUGAAAUGAACUGUUACCACGGCUACUCUAUGAUACACCAAGUUCUCAUCAAGUCCAAAUGUGUUGUUGGAUAUCAUAUGCUGAAAACUCUGUUGGUUGGGUGUUGCAGUGGGCCUAUUUUAAUCCUGGGGGAAGACGGUCAAUUCCGUUUGGACACGGAAUCCAUUGCUGUGGUGCAGGACAUCAGGCUGCUCUCAGAUGUCCUGUUGGACUGGAAGAUCUGGGCCAAGGCAGAGUGCGGCGUGUGGGAGACAUUGCUGGCAGCCUUAGAGAUUCUCAUCAGGGUGCACCACCCUUACCAGGUCUUUAACAUCCGUCAGUUCCUGAAGGCUGAAGUUGUGCACCGAUUCCUGCUCACCUGUCAGGUGUUACAGGAGCAUCGGGACGAGCAUCUGACUGCCAUCCCACAGGAAGUCUGUUUGUCCUUCAUCAAAAUAAUCCAGGAAGUAUUGGGCUCCCCUCCAGACCUGGACUUGCUCAAACUUAUCUAUAACUUCCUGCUGGCGGUUCACCCACCGACCAACACCUACGUCUGCCACACGCCAUCCAGCUUCUACUUCUCACUGCAUAUAGAUGGGAAGCUGUACCAUGACAAGGUACAGUCCAUUAUGUACCUGCGACACUCCAACAGCGGAGGGAAGUCUGCCAGCAGUUCAGUGUUGUCUCUUUCCCCAACAGUGUUCACAGAACCUUCCCAAGAAGGCCACCUCCAUGUUCCAUCUCCUGAGCACGGAGGUGAAGAUCAGUCUUUACGCCCUCCCAGUCUGGCACCAUCACCAUAUACUUCCCCUUCGCUUACACCCCGUCUCACGCGUAGUGGCUCAAAUGAGGCAGGUGACGUUGAGCGGGUGUCGCUCUCUACCCAGCAGGCUCUGGGCAGUACAGAAACUCUAAAAAAAGGAGGAGGAGGUGACGAGCAACUCCUGAGCAGUUGUGAAUCCGCAAAGACUAUCUGUGACUCGAGGGAAAUGGGCAAAGAAGGAGGUCAGCGCACCCCAUCCAUCAGCGUGGAGGAGGAGCGGGACGAGGCAGCCGAGGUGGACAGCCUGGCGGAAGGGAGUGUGGGCGUUGCAGAGUCUGAGGACAGGUUUGACUGGACUAGUGAUGAGGCGCCUCGACGUCCUGACAGCCUUAAAGGUAUACAGUCCUUCCAGAGGAGCCACAGCAACCUGGACAGUCUGGGAUUGGCUUUCCCAGCUACAAAUGGCUCUUUGGCAAUCAGUCGCUGGCCCAGUGCAGCUGAUCGAAGCUCUGUACCGGAAGACUGGGAAAGUUACACCUAUUCUCCUGGCUAUGAGAGAGCACACAGCAAAACUGAUUCCAACGACCGGUCCAGUACGGAGGACUGCCUGGUGCUCAUCUGCUGUGGCCUCUAUGACCUUCUGAGGGGUGUUCUGCUGCUGCUGCCGGACCUCAUGCUUGACGAAGUGAUGGACAAACUCAUCCAGCCCGAGGCCUUAGUUGUCCUCGUCAACCACUCAUCACCUCUGAUCCAGCAAGGCGUCAUGAAGCUGCUGGAUGCAUACUUCAGCAGAGCCAACAAGGAACAGAAGGAGAAAUUCCUGAAAAAUCAUGGUUUCUCCCUCCUAGCCAACCAGCUGUACAUCCACCAGGGCAGCCAGGGGCUAAUCGAGUGCUUCCUUGAAAUGCUGUUUGGACGGCCAGUGGGCAUGGAGGAAGAUUUGGAUCUGGAGGAAAUGGAAACAAUCUCACCCUUCACAAAGCGCUGUAUCAUCCCAGUUUUGGGUCUUAUUGAGAACUCUCUCUGUGAGAACUCGUUGGUGCACAACAUUCUCUGCAUGCUGCUGCAGCUUCUCAACGCCUGCCCCAAGCUGGCAGAUAUCCUGCUAGAUCACGGACUGCUCUACGUGCUCUUCAACACCCUCUCCACCCUCAAUGGCAUGGAGACUGGCAUUCCCCUGAAUGAUUACAAGCUCCUCGUGUGUGACAUCCAGCAGCUGUUGGUAGCUGUAACUAUCCACUCCUGCAGCUCUUCAGGGUCCCAGUACUUUCGCAUCAUUGAAGAUCUCAUUACAUUGCUUGGUUUCAUGCAAACCAGCAAGAUGCGGCGCACACAGGAGAUGGCAGUUGCCUUGCAGUUCCGUGUCCUUCAGUCGGCCAUUGAGUUCAUAAAGACCACAGCCAAUCAGGGACCUCAAAAGCUGAGCAGCUCCCACAAUGCACCAAGCUCUCCGCAUCACGCCAUUUAUCAGAAACGAAAGAGCAUUGCAGGCCGACGCCGCUUCUCUCUGGCCCAGACAGAUUCUCUACUUAUGCGAAUGCGCUCCGUAGCCAGUGACGAGCUCAACCAGAUGAUGCAGAGGAGAAUGAGCCAGGAGAACCCCAUUCGUGCUAGCGAGACUGAGUUUGUGCAGAGGCUGCAGAGGCUUGUGGUCCUUGCUGUCAACAGACUCAUUUAUCACGAUGUUAGUCAGGAUUUAUUUGACCUGCUGAACAUCCCCGAUUCUCCAGACCAGCAGCUUUUCACACCAGAAUCGGGAGACCAAACGCAUGAAGAGGGUGGCUCAGCGUCUGCCCCGCAUUCUCCUAUUCCCUUCACACUGCCACCUGCAAGCAAAAAGAGUUUACAGAAAGAUAUCCUCAAACUCAUGAUGGAUGGGAUUAAAAUCAGCCUGGGCAGUCCGGGUCGAGGUGGAGCCCCACACCAGCAGUGGCGAAGGAUCCUGUGGUCAUGUCGGGACACAUUUCGGGUCCAAAUUGGUCGCCUGCUGGUGCACACGCUGAGCCCUACUCGUCCCGUGUUCGAUAGAAAGGAGGCACUGGAAUUUGUUUUUGAUCCAAGACAUUUGGAUAUCCUUAAGGAGAGCCUCAGCCCCGGUCUCGAACAUGGACCCAAGUUGUCGCUGUACCUUUACGAGAUGCUUCAGGACCACAGGGACUGCCUCACCAAAGACGAACAGAAUGCCGUAGGCAUUUUCAUGACCUCGCUCAAGCUUUGUGGCCAUCGCUGCAUCCCACCCAACGUUCCACACAAGCAGGACCUGCUCAAGGCCAUUAAAGAGGAAAAAAUCAAGUAUGAAGCAGAAGAAAAAACAAGCAAAGUAGCAUGGGAAAAGAAAAUGACCAACACUCAGAGAAAUCUCAUCCAGAGGCUGGAUGGAAAGUCCAAAGAUAUUUCUAAGAUCGCGGCUGACAUAACGCAGAAUGUGUCUCUGCGUCAAGGCAUGGAGAGAAAGAAAGUCAUCCAGCACAUCAGAGGCCUCUACAAGACUGACCUGAGCGCCAGCCGCCACUGGCAAGAGCUGGUGCAGCAACUCACGCAUGACCGUGCUGUUUGGUACGACCAGACAUCCUACCCGACAUCCUGGCAGUUGGACCCGACUGAAGGCCCGAACCGUGAACGGCGAAGGCUCCAAAGAUGCUACCUCACCAUCCCAAACAAAUACUUGCUCAAAGACAGACGUAAGCCUGAAGACACAGUGAAGUCGCCGCUGUCGUUCCUGUUUGAGGAUAAGACACACUCGUCCUUCUCCUCCACUGUUAAAGACAAAGCUACUAGUGAGCCCAUCAGGUUCACUAGGCGCUGCAUCAGUGUUGCCCCCUCCAGAGAGACAGCAGGGGAGCUGCUUCUAGGGAAGUCUGGGAUGUACUUUGUCGAAGACAAUGCUGCAGACGCUCAUGACAGCCAGAGCCUCCAUGGUGAGACGGAGGCACCUAGCUUCUCUUGGACCUAUGAGGAGAUCAAGGAGGUGCACAAGCGAUGGUGGCAAUUGAGAGACAACGCUGUGGAGAUAUUCCUCACCAAUGGUCGGACACUGCUGUUAGCCUUCGACAACAACAAGUUCCGUGAUGACGUGUACCACAACAUCCUGACCUCUGAUUUGCCCAACCUGCUCGAGCACGGCAACAUCACGCCGCUCACGCAGUUGUGGGGCUCGGGCCAGAUCUCCAACUUUGAGUACCUCACACAUCUCAACAAGCACGCCGGUCGCUCCUUCAACGACCUUAUGCAGUACCCGGUAUUCCCGUUCAUCCUCCGAGAUUAUACUAGUGAGACACUGGAUCUGCAGGACGCCACCAUCUACAGGAACUUAAGCAAGCCAAUCGCCGUCCAAUCUAAAGAGAAAGAAGACCGCUACGUGGACAAUUACAGAUAUCUGGAGGAGGAGUACAGGAAGGGCAUUCGAGAGGACGACCCCAUGCCUCCUGUCCAGCCUUACCACUACGGCUCUCACUACUCCAACAGCGGCACUGUGCUGCACUUCUUGGUGCGGAUGCCACCCUUCACCAAGAUGUUUCUCGCCUACCAGGAUCAGAGCUUUGAUAUCCCGGACCGGACGUUUCACUCCAUGAACACCACAUGGCGCCUGUCGUCCUAUGAGUCCAUGACGGAUGUGAAAGAGCUCAUCCCUGAGUUUUUCUACCUCCCAGAAUUCUUGGUCAACAGAGAGGGCUUUGAUUUUGGGGUCCGUCAGAACAGUGAGAGGGUAAACCAUGUCAAUUUGCCUCCCUGGGCCCGCAACGACCCGCGUCUGUUCAUCCUGAUUCACCGCCAGGCGCUGGAGUCAGACCAAGUGUCUCAGACACUGUGUCAGUGGAUCGACCUGGUGUUUGGACUCAAGCAGAAAGGCAAAGCUGCGGUUCAAGCUAUCAAUGUCUUCCACCCAGCUACCUAUUUUGGCAUGGACGUAUCGGCAGUGGAAGAUCCAGUUCAGCGAAGAGCGCUAGAAACCAUGAUCAAGACAUAUGGGCAGACUCCCAGGCAGCUUUUCAACACCUCCCAUGUCAGCAGGGCUGGUCCCAAACUCAUGAUGGAGGGCGAGCUGCCAGCCGCCAUGGGUCUCCUGGUUCAGCUGGCCUUCAGAGAAACCCGAGAACAGGCUAAGGAGAUCAUCUGCCCUAGCCCACUACCGUGGAUCAAAGGUCUGAAGUGGGGCGAGUACGUGGGCUCCCCUAGUGCUCCCGAUCCGGUCGUGUGCUUCAGCCAGCCUCAUGGUGAGAGGUUCGGAUCACUACUGGCUCUGCCGACACGGGCCAUUUGUGGACUGUCACGCAAGUUCUGCCUCAUGAUGAUUUACAGCAAGGAACAGGGUGUCCGGAGCAUGCACAGCACAGACAUCCAGUGGUCGGCCAUCUUGAGUUGGGGCUACGCAGAUAACAUACUGAGGCUGAAGAGUAAACAGAGCGAACCGCCCAUCAACUUCAUUCAGUGCUCCCCGCUGCACCAGGUGACCAGCUGUGCUUGGGUGCCCGAUGGCUGCCAGCUAUUUACGGGAAGCAAGUGUGGAGUCAUCACCGCCUACAGCAACCGCUUCACUAGCACCACACCGUCAGAGAUGGAGGUGGAGUCUCAGGUUCACCUGUACGGACACACUGGGGAGGUGACCAGCCUGUUUGUGUGCAAACCUUACAGCAUUCUCAUCAGCGUCAGCACGGAUGGCACCUGCAUCCUCUGGGACCUCAACAGGCUUUGUUAUGUGCAAAGCCUCACAGGCCACAAGAGCCCCGUGACAGCAGUUUCUGCAAGCGAGACCACCGGUGACAUCGCCACAGUUUGUGAUUCAGUGGGCGGAGGUAGCGACCUGCGUCUGUGGACCGUGAACGGGGACCUCGUCGGACACGUGCACUGCAGAGAGAUCAUUUGCUCCGUAGCUUUCUCCAAUCAGCCGGAGGGCGUGUCUGUCAAUGUCAUCGCUGGCGGGCUAGAAAAUGGCGUCGUCAGGCUCUGGAGCACGUGGGACUUAAAACCAGUGCGAGAGAUCACCUUUCCCAAGUCGUGCAAACCUAUCAUCAGCCUGACGUACUCGUGUGACGGGCACCACCUGUACACAGCCAACAGCGAGGGCACGGUGAUGGCGUGGUGUCGGCGGGACCAGCAGCGCAUGAAGCUGCCCAUGUUCUACUCUUUCUUAAGCAGCUAUGCCGCAGGCUGAGCUUGUAUGUGUGUGCGCGCAUGUGUGAGAGAUGUUUACUAUCACCCAGGGGUGUCCUCGCUCCUCCCAUGGAGAGAAACAAAUGACAACCUCAAAUAUCCUGCUUGACUUUUAACGCAAGCCCUCCCAGCCAUAUUAUAUAAAUAUAUAUAUAUUAUACAGAGCGUACAUAGAGGAAUGUUUGGGUUGGUGGACUUGUGGCUGCAACAGACACUUUAAACACAAUGCAUUUCUGCAUGUGGCUUUCUUCUGUUUCCUGUCUUUUUUUUUCCUCUCUCUCCAUUAAGCUGCUAGCUUGGCUAAAUAGCCAAACGUUCCGUCUGUGGGCUUGUCUGCUCCUCUUUGUGAUGGGCCAAGAUGUCCUACUACUGCAUGCCAGAACGACACUUGACUGUAUGGAGGUGACAUGCUCCUCCUUGCAACUGUCCUUUCAGUCUAUUGUGUGGUACUGAUACGCCUUUUAUUUAUGACCUCGUCUUCAGCCCAUUGCACUACAUUGAAAGCCAUCAGCCAGCAACAUGAAGUAUAUUUCAGUAGAUUUAAAACCUUCCCGAAGCAUGUCUUCUUCCUUCCCCGAUCGAUCAUGCUCUGUGCUCUCUAACAGGCGACCAAGCAUCUCUGCUUUCCUGCAGAUAUUCUUUCCAUUCCCCGUCUACUUUGCUGCACAUUGUUCAUUAUCGUGGCACUUUUUUCUUUUGGUUUAAUAUUCACAGCCUGUCAACUUCGAUCAUCUCACAGAGAGCAAUAUCUGAUGACAUGCAAUAGGUCUUUUUUUUUUUUUUUUUUUUCAACUUUUUUUUUUUUUUUUGCCUUUUGAGCCUACCGCAGCAAUGUCUUACAUUUCACUCGUUUACAAGAAAGGGAAUAUUUGUUAUGAAGGAGCGUUUUUCUCCUUGUGUUACUGUCUUGAUUUCCUCGCCUCUUUACUGUGCUUACAUGUGCAUACAUUUACACAUUUUACCACAACCGUAGAUCAUCGUUUUUUUUCUCUCUUGCUACAAAAAGCAGCAUGAAGAAAUAUGCGGUAUAAUCAUUAAAAAAAAAAUAAAUGUUUUUUUUUUCUCCUCUAUGUACAUUUGAGCUAUGCAGAAAUGAAGCUUGUGUAAAGUUGUAAAAAAAACAAACAUCUUUUGUUGGAUUGAAUUAACCUCAUUGGGCUCGGUUGUGCAGUUGGGACCGAAAGUUUUGUUUGUAAUAUAUGUGUGUGUGUGUGUGUGUGUGUGUGUGUGUGUGUGUGCACGUGUGUGUAUAUAAACCAAAUGAUGACUAUAAAUAUUUGAAGACCUGUUUCACCGCCUGUGUCAGUUUCUUGGCAACAGUUAAAAAACACACAAAAGCAAUAGCUUUAAAAAUAUAUACUGUUUAUAUAGGUUAUGAAUUUGUAUUUGAUUGAGGGAUGUCUCCUGUAUGG